This is a messenger RNA of Saprolegnia diclina VS20, 919 nucleotides long. RefSeq lists its product as hypothetical. The record is from RefSeq and is a predicted model, not a curated record. NCBI's taxonomy places the organism in Eukaryota, Oomycota, Saprolegniomycetes, Saprolegniales, Saprolegniaceae. Bases 73 to 792 code for a protein of 239 amino acids. The transcript has a single exon.
CUUCCGCACUGUAUCUGUGACGCAGCUUGCUGAUGGCUCGGCAGUCGCCAGCAUUCGACGAUAAGAGUCAGGAUGGCACAACAGCAAGCGCAACAAGGCGUCGGACAGUGGACCCGGGACGAACACCGGAGGUACCUCCGUGCGAUCCAGCUCUACCCACAGGGACCUUGGAAGUCGGUCGCCGACUACAUUGGCACGCGCACGGCGCGUCAGACACAGACGCAUGCGCAAAAGCACCGCGAGAAGCUCUCGCGUCGACGACGAGGCCUGCUUCGGAAACGAGCGACCUCCGACGAGUGGCUCGACGAGUACGGGUCGUCGCCGUCGCCGCAGCUCGACCCAAGUCAGAGCCACACCGUGCCGAACACGGCCGAACCCGAGUAUCGCGUGGCCAUGAUUCCGCCCAUUGCUGUCGCAUCGACGCACGCCGAGCUGCCACCGCCUGCCGUCUAUCGACCGCACUUUGACGGCGCGCUUGCGUCGGACGACACGCUCACACUGCCGCCGUACCCCCGAUCCAUGGCCGAGGACAAGUACCAGCCGUUCGCGUACACACCGUACACCCAGCAGCAGCACGAUGCGUACCCAGCAGCGUACACCUCGAGUAGCUACCAUGAUCCUCGUUUUCAAAGCAGUGCUUCCUCCUACGCGCCGAUGGCGUACCCGCCCGCGCCCCACCUGCAGCACAUGGAGCAUCAUCCGCCCGUGCCCAUCGACGAGAUGCUCCUCGAAUACUUUGGCGACGAUAUCCGCCGGUACGGCGCAGCGCCGUCUUUGCACCGUCACUCGUAGCGAGAAGAUAAAACCAAGCUUAGAAUCUUUGACAGAGUCCAACGUUCCGGUCGUGACAGACAAUAAGGGCCGAAUAUUUGACGCGGAUGUGGACGUUGGCCUUGGCCACACAUAUAGCGUUCAAGUA